Molecule: messenger RNA, 1166 nt
Organism: Daphnia carinata
Lineage: Eukaryota; Metazoa; Arthropoda; Branchiopoda; Diplostraca; Daphniidae
Product: probable ATP-dependent RNA helicase DDX4
Exons: 5
Coding region: 523-879 (118 amino acids)
Molecular function (GO): RNA helicase activity; nucleic acid binding; ATP binding
Source: RefSeq, a predicted model, not a curated record
UCUUCGUUCGAUUUUUCUCCUUGACCUCGUGGCUUUGACGAUUUUUGGCGUUUAAUUUACUCAUUUUCGAACGCUUUUCAAGUUACGCUAAUAGAUAAUAAUUAAUAGCUGAUACUAAUGUUUGAAUAAUUUUGAGUUGGACAAAUAUUGUUGUCUUCGAAAGAUUAGGUGGUGGAAGUCGUACUUGCCAUGAGUUAUUAAACAGUUUGGAAAAGGACAUUUUUUCAUGAAAAGCCCACAAGGAGAAGGUGGGAGUCGAGCAUUUUAGUAUUCAUUUCCAACCAAGAAGUGGGCCAUGUAGCAAGGGAUUUUCCACAAGGAGGGGUCAUUGGUGGCAGCAAGUGUUACAAUGGAAACAUCAAUUGUAUCUCCACAAAAAAUAUUUUAUGUUUCAGUGUUCAUUGUCUUACCCCCUAGUGUCGUGAAGUUGGCCACACCUCGAAAGGCUGUACGAAUCUAUUCGUGAAUUGCCGAAAAACGGAAAGCUGCGUGAACAAUACAUUCCGGAAGCUGUGACAUGCGAUGAAAAGGAACUGUUUAAGUGGGAUCGUCUGUUGGGAACGCUUUAACAAUUUUGAUAAAGUCGUUCUCCAUCGAAUCCAGGCUACAGGAAAAGAUGUACCUCAAUACAUAACAUCACUCGAAGAAGCCGGCCUGCGCCCACUACUACUUCAAAACAUUAAGAAUUCUGGCUACAUAAAACCAACACCUGUACAGAAAGCUUCAGUUGCAGUUAUUCUUGUCAAAAGAGAUUUGAGUGCUUGUGCUAUCACGGGCUCCGGCAAAACGGCGGCGUACUUGGUACCAGUUAUGAACAUAUUGUUAGAACAAGGUGUUGCUGGUGCGUCCCCGCCAUGGGUCAAAAGCCAGAAGUUGUAAUUGUCGCACUCACUCGUGAAUUUUCGAUUCAAAUUCACCGCGGGUCGUAUAAAUUCUCCUACAAUUCGGUUUUAAAAUCUGCCAUUAUAUAUGAAGGAACUGUCACGAGCCAUCAGCGGUCAAAUCUUCAAGCUGGGUGCAAUGCUCUUGUCGCGACCGCGGGGCGACUCAAGGAUUUUCUCGACCGUGGAGUAUUUUACUUGUCGACGGCCAGGUUUUUAAUUUUGGACGAAGCUGAUCGGAUGCUUUAUGGGUUUCGGUCCGGAUAUUGAAAAAAUUGUCAACCA